This is a messenger RNA of Aspergillus nomiae NRRL 13137, 582 nucleotides long. Its product is annotated as copper transporter family protein. Bases 1 to 582 code for a protein of 193 amino acids. Gene Ontology annotation, biological process: intracellular copper ion homeostasis; copper ion transmembrane transport. The record is from RefSeq and is a predicted model, not a curated record. Gene Ontology annotation, molecular function: copper ion transmembrane transporter activity. The transcript has 2 exons. Gene Ontology annotation, cellular component: plasma membrane. NCBI's taxonomy places the organism in Eukaryota, Fungi, Ascomycota, Eurotiomycetes, Eurotiales, Aspergillaceae.
AUGGAUAUGAGCAGCAUGGAUCAUUCGUCACACUCGUCCUCUUCGUCAUCCUCAUCAUCCAUGACAAUGUCGAUGGCUAUGGUCUUCGUUAAUACCCAGGACACACCCCUGUUCUCGAAUCAGUGGACUCCGUCAUCCAGUGGCGCGUAUGCUGGCACGUGCAUCUUCCUUAUCAUUCUAUCGAUUAUUGGCCGACUCCUGGUUGCGUUCAAGGGCGUCAUGGAACAGUACUGGUUGAAUGCUCAUUUGAAUCGUCGCUACGUGACCGUCGCGGGCAAGUCAACGGAAGCUGGUCGUAUCGACACCGACCCGGAUGCCAAAGUGGCUUCACUCGUGACAGCACAAGGGGUGGAAGAGUCCGUCAAAGUUGUGCGCCGGGCUACACACGAGCCCCUUCCGUUCAGAUUUAGUGUUGAUCUGCCGCGAGCAUUCCUUUUUCUCGUGAUUACAGGGGUAUCAUAUCUGCUCAUGUUGGCUGUCAUGACUAUGAACAUUGGCUACUUCUGCUCUGUGUUGGGUGGUGCUUUUCUAGGCGAACUGGCCGUGGGGCGGUAUAUACAAUGGAAUGAGCAUGGCCAUUGA